This is a messenger RNA of Eruca vesicaria subsp. sativa (arugula), 993 nucleotides long. The record is from the annotation of a GenBank genome assembly. NCBI's taxonomy places the organism in Eukaryota, Viridiplantae, Streptophyta, Magnoliopsida, Brassicales, Brassicaceae.
AUGUCUCUUCAGAUAUUCACCAACCCAUCUCAUGGUCUAGCUCAGGUAUUCUACUCCAAGAAGAUACCAUGCAGAGUGAAACUGAGUCGUGUUCUAGCCACGCCACAGUCUUCAAUACUCUUGCAGAUGGACGAAAGCAACAACAAUCUUCCCAAGUCCAAGAAAGGUUUUGGUCUGAGUGAAGAUUCAAGAAGCAGUUUGAACAAACUUUCUGCAGAUUCUAUGCUCAGGCAAGCCAACACGGUGGGGAUCAUCGGUGGCAUUUCAACUGAUUCCACUCUUAACUUUGUUAGAAAACUAGAGGACUGGAGCUCAAAAGAUGGUAAGAGCUCCUUACCCUUUGUGCUUUGCUCGGAUCCUAUUCUCAACAAGGAGCUUCUCUUAUACGAGGAGAACUCUUAUCCUUCUCUCUACCAUAGAAUAAAGCGUACUCCACCGGAUCAAAAUCAGAUUGUGGAGAAUCUAAGGAACAAGAGGAGAUCUCUUGAGAGGUGUGGAGCUAAACUAAUCUUAAUGCCUUGUCAUAUUGCGCAUACAUGGUAUGAUGAGGUCUGUGAAGGGAGUUCAGUUCCUAUGCUUCACAUGGGUGAUUGCAUUGUCAAAGAGCUUGAAGAGGCCAAGAUGAAGCCUCUUGAAGCUGGGAAUCCUCUGCGUGUAGGUGUGAUGGCGUCUAGCGCCACGUUAUCCGCAGGGUUCUACCAGGAGAAACUACAGAACAAUGGAUUUGAGGCGGUGCUUCCAGACAAGGCGACAAUGGAGCACACGGUGAUCCCAGCUAUAGAAGCAAUGAAGAGAGAUGACAUGGAAGGAGCAAGGAACCUUUUGAGGAUAGCAUUGCAGGUACUGUUGGUGCAGGCUGUGAAUGUGGUGGUUCUAGGGUCAGAUGAGAUGAGGGACCUCUUGCCAGGGGAUGAUCCUCUGCUAAAGAAGUGUGUUGAUCCAAUGGAUGCACUUGCAAGGUCUGCCAUUAAAUGGGCAGAGAGUCUAUCAUGA